This is a messenger RNA of Adelges cooleyi (spruce gall adelgid), 1667 nucleotides long. RefSeq names its product acyl-CoA Delta-9 desaturase. Bases 494 to 1474 code for a protein of 326 amino acids. Gene Ontology annotation, cellular component: endoplasmic reticulum membrane. The record is from RefSeq and is a predicted model, not a curated record. The transcript has 6 exons. NCBI's taxonomy places the organism in Eukaryota, Metazoa, Arthropoda, Insecta, Hemiptera, Adelgidae. Gene Ontology annotation, biological process: unsaturated fatty acid biosynthetic process. Gene Ontology annotation, molecular function: stearoyl-CoA 9-desaturase activity; iron ion binding.
AGCAAGUACAAUCUACAGCGAUUCGUGGAAAAUAUGUGUUCUAGUCGAUAUUGAUGGAAUUUUAUUAUUGUCGCGUUCAUGUUUUACUUGGCAAAUUAACGUUCUGCCGUUUCCCCCGUUUGUACGUUGUUUGGCUAAACAAUAAUCAUAUUAUACCUGGAGAAACCGCUAAUGAAACGGUCGAACACUGUGACACUGGCUGCACCACAGAUUGCUUCUAGAAAAAUGCAUUACAAGUUUUUAUAAAUUGAAAAACACCCGACACAAGAAUCAGGUGUACACCGGCCACCACAGGUAUCGUUACAAGCUGAUCGUACGUCUGUCGCGUUCGCCGGUCAAGUACUAAAGAAAAUAUGCGUUCCAAAGGAUUUCAACGUUUCUCCAGCUAAAUCGUACCGAAAGGCCUAUAAGUUCACCGCGAUACCGCCACCUGUAUUGUGAUCAGCCGACACACUGAAAACUCCAUUGUCUCCGGCCCGAAAGCUACGCCAACAUGGUCGCCGACAAAGACACAGCCAGAAUAACCAGAGAAACAUACUGGCCAAGCGUGCUCUACUAUUUGUACCUGCAUUUCUCGGCCGCCACCGGCCUGUACCUAGCGGUGUUCCAAGCCAAAUGGACCACAUUGUUUUACACCAUAUUGCUCAUCUACGCGUCCGUCCUCGGUGUGACCGCCGGCGCCCAUAGGCUUUGGUCACACGCAUCCUACAAAGCUCAUUCAGUGCUCAGAGGAUUUCUGGCGCUCUGUCAAACGUUAACUUGCCAAGGUUCGGUGUACGACUGGGCUGUGGAACACAGGUUGCAUCACGCUCACUUUGGCACCGAGAAGGAUCCGUACAACCCGGACCGCGGUUUCUUGUUUGCUCAUUUGACCAACAAACUGGUGUCCGGUCAUCCGGAUCACGAAAAACUACUGAAAACCAUCGACGCUUCGGAUCUAAACAAGGAUCCCAUCGUGUAUUGGCAAAAUACGUUAUACUAUCUGCUGGCUCCGCUUUUGCUGGUGGUUACCGUUAUCUUACCUUCGGAGCUAUGGGGCGAGUCGUUCAUAUGCUCCGUCUUCAUCGCGGGUUUCCUCAGAGUUACAGUAUCGCUACACUUCAGUUGGAUUAUUUACGCUGCCACGUUGAUUUGGGGAUUAGAACCGUUAAACAGGUAUUCCAUUCAGACCAACCUGGUGUUUGUUGUGAACAAAAGCCUAUGGCCUCAGUACCAUUACACCUUGCCCUGGGACUACCAAUGCGGCGAGUACGGCAAUUACAAUCACGGUUGCAUCACAUCACACAUCAGAGUAUGGGCCGCUUUGCGUUGGGUGACAGACUUGAGGACUUUGGACACGGAUGGACUUAGAAAAGCUAUGACUGAAUCCGCUUCCACGGGCGAAGACUUCAGUCUGUGCGCUGAAAAACAUGCGUUCGAUCCUAAUUUACUGAAAAUUAAAUGCGAGUUAGAUCUAGAAAGACUUCCGUUUUAAAAAAAUAAAUUAAAUUUGUUGUGCUUUAAAAUCAGUACGAUUGUGUUAAGAACUUAUUUCAUCUAUGUUAUUAUUUCUGUGGCUAAAAACUAGGAAUGCGACUACUAAAUCCAAAUUUACAACAAAAAACGAUUGAUGUUAAAAUAUUAACGAAAAAAUAUCUCAAUAGUAGUAAUGUAUACAAAAAUAUUGU